Naegleria gruberi is the source of this 2160-nucleotide messenger RNA. RefSeq lists its product as uncharacterized. The record is from RefSeq and is a predicted model, not a curated record. Bases 1 to 2160 code for a protein of 719 amino acids. NCBI's taxonomy places the organism in Eukaryota, Heterolobosea, Eutetramitea, Acrasida, Naegleriidae. The transcript has a single exon.
AUGCCUAAACAACCUUGUUCAUCACAAAGGAAUGGUAAAACUAGCCUUGAAACGGAUCAAAUUCUCUUGGAAUAUUAUUUAAUUCAUGGAAAUUAUUUGAAUAUCAAUCAAAGUAAUGCCGACUAUCAUUUUACUAACUCUCAAUCGAAACAGAGAUGGAGAAGAAUGAAGGAAUGUUUUACAAAUAGAGUCAUUCAAUCCAAUCCUUCUACCAAUACAACACUGCACAAAAUUUCUCUCCUUUAUCCUAAUCUGAAAAAGACCAUUCUCUUUUCAAUUACUUUAAAUGAUGAGGAGAAAAUUAUUGAAUCAACUCGAAAAGAAAUUGCUAUCAAUCCACCACCCAUUCAACAAACUCCAUAUAAUAGAAAGGGUGUCUCUACCUUUGAAAUUCAUCCCGACUCUGAAACUAUCAAACAAUAUUUCCAAAACUUGUUACAUAAUCAAACUCAUGUCAAGAAGGUUUCACUCAAAGAAAUCAAUGCAAUUUGGGCUGAAAUUGGUUUUGCUCAUUACAAGAGUAAAAACACUACAAAUAGUGAACCUGUCAUUGCUGCUCAACUUUGUUCAUUGAAUGGAAAAUCGUAUGAGAGUGUCAAACAAUCGUUCAAAGUUCAUAGCAAACUCUAUCACAAGAAGGAAAAGUGUUCUCAGUGUAUGGGAUUUGCUUGCUUUAAUUAUUCCAUUCUUUGUAAAGGAUGUACCUAUUUGAAAUUAAUUGAUCAUGAUCCAGUUAUUUGGAUUCAAAAAACAGCUAAUCCCAAAAAAAUAGAAUGGACCUUUACACUUUCCAACUGUAAUAAUUUGAAUUAUACUAGUCUUUUUAAUUUGAAAUACCCAGUUGAUGAUAUUCAAAGUAACGACCUGUCAAUUCAAAGUGAUAAACAAGAUGAAAUGUCAAUUCAAAGUGAUGAAAACGGCUGUGACAAUUAUGAGGAAGAUGAAAUGAUGGAUGAAACUAAUGUAACUCAAUCAAAAGAAAGUAAUCAAUCCAUUCAAGAACGAAUUCAAACAUUUUACACUUCCUGUCAUGAUUAUUGUAAUAUUUUUCAAGAAGAAUUUAAUGGUUUUCAAGAGUGGAAACCAAAAUUUCAAAAUUAUGAACCACCCCAUACUGCUCAUCAAUUAAUGAAUCAAGCUAUGGUCAGAAAUCGAAACUUGUUGAAACUAUUACCUCUUGAGGAGAAUUACAAUUUUAUUUGGAUUCAAAAUGGUUCUGAAAAGAAACAAUAUUCUCAAUGGAUUGAAUUGAUUGAGAAGAAUUUCAAAUUGAAAACUCUUGAUAAUUUUAAUGCAACAGAUCCAAUUAUUUAUGUCAUGAUAUUUAUUUUCAAAAAGGAUUAUCAAAUGGAACCAAUGAUUCAAAUUGGUGAAAGUGAAAAUUAUCAAAAGAGAAUGAAUGGUUACAAAUAUGACAGUUCAGAUCGAUUGAUCAAUAGAGCCUUUAGUAAGGCCACAUUAAUUUUUAGUUGUCCUCUAGAGAUUCAAGCUGAUACACCCAUACGUAAAUUGAAAGAAACCUUUUAUAUUUGUCAAUUGUUGGAACAAGCAUUUCAUCCUCUCAAUAGCAAUUUUAGUGAUCCUGAUAGUGUCAAUCGCUUACAUUCCAUUUUUGAUGGUAAAAUUAAUUUCUCAACAUUGGAUAGAUUGAAUUAUUCAAGUUUUAACACUUCUCUCAAACUUUUACAUCUUGAUUCUGAUGCUAAUAAUACCAUUCAUAUUGAGAAGGGAAAUUAUGUGAUUGAAAGUAAUAAUCAAGUAGUAUUGAGAAAACCAUUUAUAUUCAUGUUGGAAAGAGAGAAAUUCAAACACUACUUUCCUCAUGCUCCUCAAAAAUUGUUGAAUGCCUUUAACAUUGCCUCAAUCAAGUAUCAAGGAUUGAAUAAUUUAUUGUAUGACAAUGAUGAGUUGUACAAGGAGGAAUACUUGCCAAAAUGUUUUGGAAUAAUGAAUAGAAUUGUUCAUCCCAAAGGUUUUGGCAAGUAUUUGCGCUUUGAUUUUCCAAGUGCAUGUCUUGAAUAUGAAAAUGGUUUUUAUCCCAUUUCCUUCCUCUCUAUUCGAUGCAAUUAUGAACAAGUCAUUAGAAAGGUCAUUAUGAAAAAUACAAUCAUGAAGGAUUGUAUCUGCAUUAACGAUGUGGAAGAUGAUAAUUUCAUCUAA